Aegilops tauschii subsp. strangulata is the source of this 1778-nucleotide messenger RNA. RefSeq names its product 3-ketoacyl-CoA synthase 5-like. NCBI's taxonomy places the organism in Eukaryota, Viridiplantae, Streptophyta, Magnoliopsida, Poales, Poaceae. The record is from RefSeq and is a predicted model, not a curated record. Gene Ontology annotation, molecular function: acyltransferase activity, transferring groups other than amino-acyl groups. Gene Ontology annotation, cellular component: membrane. Gene Ontology annotation, biological process: fatty acid biosynthetic process.
GGCUUUCUCCUCGCCUCCCACCGCGAGCCAGGCGACACACCCACGAGGCCACAAAGCCAAAGCUGCUCCCAACGCAGACGCAAGCGAUACAGAGCGCGCCGUUAGCAUGAGCUCGUCGGCGCAGCUCAAGCGGCUGUACCAGCUGGCGGUGAGCAACAUCGUGGCCAUCGCGGCCGUGCCCUUCGCCGCCUCCGCCCUGCUCAAGGCGGCGGAGCUAGGGCCCGAGGAGCUGCUCGCCCGGCUGCGCGCGCUCCGGCCCGUGCACAUGUUCCUGGCCGCCUUCGUCCCGGCCGCGGCGGCCGCCGUCUACCUCAAGCUCCGCCCGCGCGCGGUGUACAUGGUGGACUACGCGUGCUUCCGCACCAGCCCCAGCUGCCGCGUCCCGUUCGCCGCGUUCCAGGAGCACGCCCGCGUGUGGCCGGGCUUUGACGAGCGCAGCGUCCGGUUCAUGUCGCGCCUGCUGGAGCGCUCCGGGCUCGGGGAGGAGACCUGCCUCCCCUACGCGCAGCACUACAUCCCGCCGUCCCGCGACCUCGAGUCCUCCCGCGCCGAGGUCGAGCUCAUCGUCUUCUCCGCCAUCGACGACCUGCUCGCCAAGACCAAGGUCGCCCCGGAGGACAUCGACAUCCUCGUCGUCAACUGCAGCCUCUUCGCCCCGACGCCGUCCUUCGCCGACAUGAUCGUCAACCGCUACAACCUCCGCAAGGACGUCCGCAACGUGCACCUCGCCGGGAUGGGCUGCAGCGCGGGGCUCAUCUCCGUGGGGCUCGCAAGGAACCUGCUCCAGGUCGCGCCCAGGGGGUCGAACGCGCUGGUGGUGUCCACGGAGACCAUCACGCCAAACUACUACAUGGGCAAGGAGCGCGCCAUGCUCCUGCCCAACUGCCUCUUCCGCAUGGGCGGCGCCGCCGUGCUCCUCUCCACCAACGGCGCCAACGCGCGGUUCCGGCUGGCGCGCGUGGUGCGGACGCUGACGGGCGCCCAGGACGGCGCGUACCGCUGCGUGUACCAGGAGGAGGACGACCGGGGCAACGUGGGCAUCAACCUGUCCAAGGACCUGAUGAGCGUCGCCGGCGAGGCGCUGAAGGCGAACAUCACGGCCAUGGGGCCCCUGGUGCUCCCGGCGUCGGAGCAGCUGCUGUUCGCGCUGUCCUUCAUCGCGCGCAAGGUGGUGAACCGCGGGAUCAAGCCGUACAUCCCGGACUUCCGCACGGCGUUCGAGCACUUCUGCAUCCACGCGGGCGGGCGCGCGGUGAUCGACGAGCUGCAGCGCAGCCUGACGCUGUCGGACGAGCAGGUGGAGGCGUCGCGGAUGACGCUGCACCGGUUCGGCAACACGUCCAGCAGCUCGCUGUGGUACGAGCUGGCCUACGUGGAGGCCAAGGGGCGCAUGCGCAAGGGCGACCGCGUGUGGAUGAUCGGCUUCGGCUCCGGGUUCAAGUGCAACAGCGCCGCCUGGGAGUGCAUCCGCCCGCCGGCGGCGCCCGGCGGCGCCGACGGGCCCUGGGCCGCCUGCGUCCACCGCUACCCCGUCGACAUCCCCGACGUGCUCAAGCAUUAGCCUAGCCUAACCAACCCAACCCAGCUCGGCGGCUCGUCUCGUGCACAUUCGUACACACACGUUGGCUCGUACACAGAAAAGUCCACACACUCCAGUAGCCACCAGUAGGUGGUAGCACUAGCUAAGGGUGACUAGCUAAUACUACUACUAUCAACGAUCGACCCGUGCUCUGUACGUACGUAAAACUAUUCAUUGCUGCAUGCAUCCAGUGAGCUCA